Molecule: messenger RNA, 731 nt
Organism: Talaromyces proteolyticus
Lineage: Eukaryota; Fungi; Ascomycota; Eurotiomycetes; Eurotiales; Trichocomaceae
Exons: 1
Coding region: 91-600 (169 amino acids)
Source: RefSeq, a predicted model, not a curated record
AGCGGGAUAAAGAGCCACCAACGCAGAUAUUCCUGUCCCUUGGUAUAGGGCGAGAUACCAUAGGCAGUUUGGCAGUAGUCGUUCCACUUAAUGUCGUUGUCGCUGCCACCGCUGCCUCCGUUACCACCGCCGCUCCCUGUUCCGCCGCUGCUGCUGCCACCACCAUUUCCGGUACCGCCAUUGUUAUUACCACCUCCGGCAAAUAGGGGUUGUUGGCCAGAAGCUUGCCGCUGUGCAUCGAUGCCGACCAGGACGCCAAUGGUGGUUCCGAUGGGGAUGGCCAGAAGGCCAGCGUUGACAACCCAGCGAAAGGCCAUGCCGUCAAGAGAGCAGCGGGACGGGAGGGGAAGGAGGAAGGAAGAUAAGAGCAGAAGUAUACAACACGAAGCCAAAGAGGAGGACAAGAAUCAAAAAGGAAAUGAGGCUAGAACUUGGUGCGAGGGAGCGAGUCAGACCGUGAUGGGUGACCUGAUUGGGAUGACACGGGCAAGACAAGAGAACAAAAACGGAGCAGGUGCUUAUCACCGCUCGAUCAGAUCCUCAGUACUAGUCCUAAUUACUGGGUACUAUGUAUUUAGUAUGUACCGUAACGUCCCCUGACUAGACCGAGCGCCAAGACCUCCGUGUCUGAGCCAGCGGCCGCUGACUGGCCAGCAGGCCCCCCUGACCCGUCGCUGAAUUGUAAGCAACCCAGCCCAAAGCAGAAUUUUCACCCCAUUUUUGUGGCUCGC